AGAGGGAGAGAGAGAGAUGGUGGAAAAAAAUAGAGAAUUCAGUUGUUUGUCUUAUGAUCUGAAUGGAAAUGGGUAUUUUCAGAAACUCACAUUUCUAUUAUUAAUAUAUUGGAGCUGCUUUUCCAUAACCCAAGUGGGUGCUUCCAUCCAUGAAUAUCAAAACCAAACCUUUUUCCGCCGUUCUAAUUCUUUCUUCUUCCGUGGUGGAAGUGAAGGCCUUUACGCUUUAAAGCAUCAUCUUCAUCCUCACAAAAUGCCUUCUCCUGAGGAAAAACAUCUCAAUGGCAACUCUUUUAUCAGGUUUGAGUCGAUCACCUUUCGAAGAACGAAAGAGUCUGCUGAAAAGAAGAAUGACAUGCAGCAAAAAACUGGAUUGGUUGAGGCUAUAAUAGUUGAGGUAAAAGACAGGGAGAAAAUUGGAGGUUCGAAUUUGCAUUCCGCCGCUAUAUGUUGCACUCCAGAUCUUUAUAAGGAAGGAUCAUGCAAUGUAGGGGAGGUGAUCAUCCACCAAGAUCCAAAUCACCCGUAUAGUCCACAACGAAUACAAACCUUCUUUGAUGGAAAAAAUGAAGAGACUACUAUGAUGCUGCAAACAAUUGAGAUCAAUCAUACUGGAAUGUACUAUUUGUAUUUCAUGUUCUGUGAUCCGGAACUCACGGGCAUGACGAUCAGUGGAAGAACUGUCUGGAGAAAUCCCGGAGGUUAUGUUCCUGGAAAGAUGGCACCACUGAUGACGUUUUUCGGGGUAAUGUCUCUAGCAUACCUCGGCCUCGGACUUGUCUGGUUUCUGUGGUCUGUGCAAUACUUGAAAGGUAUGAUAAAACUGCAGUACCAUAUUACAGCAGUGAUUGGUCUGGGAAUGUGUGAAAUGGCUCUAUGGUACUUUGAAUAUGCAAAUUUUAAUGCAACUGGAAGCAGACCAAUGGGAAUUACACUUUGGGCAGUUACCUUCACUGCUGUUAAGAAGACCGUCUCCCGUCUACUCCUUUUAGAAGUUUCGAUGGGCUUUGGUGUUGUGCGACUGACCCUUGGACAUGUAAUCUUCGAAGUUCUCCUUGGUGUGACCUACUUGGCCUUUUCAGAAGCACUAGGGCUGGUUGAAAAUAUGGGGAAUAUCGACGACUUAACUGGAAAAGCAAGGAUAUUUCUGGUUCUACCUGUUUCUCUGUUGGAUGCUUGCUUCAUAGUCUGGAUCUUUUCUGCAUUGUCUCGGACUCUAGAGGAGCUUCAGAUUAGAAGAAGCAUGGCCAAGUUUGCACUCUACCGGAGGUUUGCCAAUACACUAGCAAUUUCAGUUCUGCUCUCCAUUGCUUGGGUUGGUUAUGAGUUGUACUUUAAUGCAGCUGACCCCUUAAGUGAACUGUGGCAAAGAGCGUGGAUAAUCCCGGCUUUCUGGAAUCUGCUUGCGUUUGUACUUUUGGUGGUAAUAUGUAGUCUUUGGGCUCCAUCGAACAAUCCGACGAGAUAUGCAUAUAUCAAGGAGACAGAGGACAAGCUUGAUGAGGAAGGUAUCUCCCUCACGAGAAGUAGUGCUGUAUCGGCCGGACAAUCAGCAGCCAAGCCGGAAAGGAAGGCAUUGAAUGCCGAUUUAUUCAGGCUCGGUGAAGAGUUCGAGGAGGAUAAACGAGAGUAGUAAGCACCUUAUCUUCCCAUGUCCCAACAGAGUUCAUGUAGCAUGCAUAUGUAGUCCCCUUUCUGCAUCUCAUAUGUUGUCCCAACAGAAU
Hibiscus syriacus is the source of this 1724-nucleotide messenger RNA. Its product is annotated as transmembrane protein 87B-like. Gene Ontology annotation, biological process: transport. The record is from RefSeq and is a predicted model, not a curated record. The transcript has 5 exons. Gene Ontology annotation, cellular component: Golgi apparatus; membrane. NCBI's taxonomy places the organism in Eukaryota, Viridiplantae, Streptophyta, Magnoliopsida, Malvales, Malvaceae. Bases 17 to 1633 code for a protein of 538 amino acids.